CUCCCUCACAAUACUCCUUUGCCUCUCUCUCUCUCUUCUUUUCUCCAUUUCUCUCUCUAGAAAAACCCAUUUCUCUCUUCUCUUCUCAUCUCGAACUCGAUUCAAUCAAAACCAAAACUCUAAAUUGGAAGAAAAAUCUACAUAAACUGAGAUGGGAUUACAAAGCCAAUUAAACGACGUGUCGUCUGAUUCGAUCCCACUCCUGGUGGUGGCCCUCAUCGCCGGUUGCGUCAGUCACGUUCGCUCCGCCGUCUUGGGCCUCGUCCAUUUCCUGGGCCUCUCCCGAUUUGGGCCCGACCCAGUCGACGACGGCGCCAGCGGCUUUUUGGGAGCCGUGGGCUCCGGACUCGCCGGCUUAAUCGUCCUAGCCAACCAGCUCAACCUCAACCGCGCCUACUCCUACCCUUACCGCUCCGACGCCUCCUGCGGUGGAGGCUCCGAUUGUGUGGUCUGCAUGUCCACCUUAAGGACUGGGGAACAGGUACGCAAGCUCUCCUGCCGCCACGUGUUCCACAAGAAUUGCUUCGAUGGAUGGCUCGAACAUCUCAAUUUCAAUUGCCCUCUCUGCCGUUCGCCGCUCCAUGAAGCCAACUUCGACGAGAGCGUGGCGCUCACGCGUCGCCGGCGCGUCGGCGCCGAUCUCGUCUCGUGGUUUUCUCAUCGGUGAAGUGUCGUAUCCGACGGUCAGGAUCGAUCGAUCGCCGCCAGCCUCCGAUUAUAAUGAUGUGCUGGUGCUUUUUUUUUUGGGUAGAUUUACAAUUUUCCUACUUUUUUUUUAUAAUUACUUUUUAGGUUUAUGGCAGUUUUGACUGAGGGCUUUUUUUCUUUGCCACUUUUUAUUUUUAAUUUUCUUUUUAACAUUUUUCUUUAAUUUUUUUUUUUUUUUUAAAGAGCUCGUUGUGGAGUUUUUUUUUUCAGACUGCCUGUAAAUUUGUCCCUUUUUUUUUCUUUCAUAUAGAAUAAUAAGAAAGAGGGAUCUCUUUGUAAAAAAAAAAAGAUAGUAAAUUAGUUUUCGUUUUAUUUUGUUAUUAGUAUUUAGUUGUAAUUAUGUUAACUAAUAUUAAUAAUUAUAAAAAGUGCUUCUUAGUA
Molecule: messenger RNA, 1089 nt
Organism: Humulus lupulus (European hop)
Lineage: Eukaryota; Viridiplantae; Streptophyta; Magnoliopsida; Rosales; Cannabaceae
Product: E3 ubiquitin-protein ligase RHA2A-like
Exons: 1
Coding region: 152-667 (171 amino acids)
Biological process (GO): protein ubiquitination
Molecular function (GO): ubiquitin protein ligase activity
Source: RefSeq, a predicted model, not a curated record